AUGAAAGAACAUUUUUACUUUCCAUCUGUUUACAAAAACAUAAAAAAAGUAAAGUUGGGAAUUUGUAAUGUUUUCAGUACCAACCUUUAUUUUGCUUGUGCUAAUUUACUUUAAUUUGGAUACCCAUGCUUCGCAAUCAUCUGAUGGCGUAGAUGAUGUUAGCACUUUGGUUUUCACGAAUGUUUUGUUUAGACAUGGAGAUCGUAUUCCUGAUGAGUCAACAGUGUAUCCAAAUAGCCCAUAUACAAGUUCUUCAUUCGCUCCCUAUAAUUAUGGCGAUUUGACUAUUAAAGGCCAAGCUCGCAUGUUUAACGUGGGACGUAAAUUAAGGCAUCGCUAUAAUGACUUUCUUGGUGACACAUACUUUAGUAACCUGAUUAGCUCAUCAGCAUCAAACUAUUUUAGAACUCAGAUGUCCUUACAGGCUCUGCAUGCAGGGCUUUUUAAAACGAAUACACAAAAUCCCAUUCCUGGCUUCUUCUGGCAAGCUAUACCAUAUUCUAUUUACGAACAACAAGACCAUCUUAUAGCUGUAUGGCGUACAUACCCACAAUUAUUCUACAACGUUACCUUUCCACAACCUGACGAUGCUACUCAAGAAAUAUUUGAUUACCUCCAAAUGAACUCUGGGUACUCUAAGGUAUCCUAUCUGGAAGCAUUGCAGAUUUCGGACUAUACAAAAACAUCAACAGAAAAUGGAUUACCGCUUCCUGCAUGGCUCAGACCUAUCUAUCCAAACCCUCUUUCUCAGAUGACUACUCAAACAUUUGGUGUUAUGGCAAAGGAAUAUGUCAACCUUGGAUGUGGAUUCCUCUUGAAAAGAUUACUGAAGAUGCACUAAAAAAAUCAACUGGCUCUUUAUUACCUAUCACCAGAAAAAUCAUGUUGUAUUCCGGACACGAUAUGAAUAUUCAUUACAUGUUGACUGCAUUUAAUUUAUGGUCAGCGGAAGCAGUAGAAUAUGGCGCCUACCUACUAUUUGAAUU
This is a messenger RNA of Dalotia coriaria, 986 nucleotides long. RefSeq names its product venom acid phosphatase Acph-1-like. Lineage: Eukaryota; Metazoa; Arthropoda; Insecta; Coleoptera; Staphylinidae. The coding region runs from base 68 to 841 and encodes 257 amino acids. Gene Ontology annotation, biological process: dephosphorylation. Gene Ontology annotation, molecular function: phosphatase activity. The transcript is spliced from 4 exons. The record is from RefSeq and is a predicted model, not a curated record.